This is a messenger RNA of Leptosia nina, 210 nucleotides long. Lineage: Eukaryota; Metazoa; Arthropoda; Insecta; Lepidoptera; Pieridae. The record is from the annotation of a GenBank genome assembly.
AUGACAAAACUAGCCAGCACACGACGUGCUCGUAAUCAAGCUGCAUCUCUGACCAUUCCGCGCCAAAACUCUGUCUCCGAAAAUGGAAAGGUACGCCAGACCCUCAGCCCAGAAGCGCUGGCUUCAAUGAGUAAAGAGCAAUUGAGAGCGGAAUGCAGGAAACGUGGCCAACGGACAUCGGGCAACAAAAAUGAGCUGGUACAUUACUAG